AUGUCCUUGACCUCCUCAAAAGAUAAGGAGGAAGACCAUGCUGAAGAACAUGAAGAUGACUCCUAUGGAGUCCUUACUCCUAUCAGACGAUAUGGCAAGAACAAAGGGUCGGCCCGACUCCAACCUGAUUCAGGACAGGAGGUCCAUCAAUUGAUGAAAAGAGAGAAAGGGAGGUUUUAUCGUUCCCCUCUUUUCUCAAGAUUCAAAAAGAAGAAAAGCCAGAAGCUCCUACGGCAAGUUUCUGCUGGUUCCGGCGGCCAGCUUCAACUGACCCAGAUUGUGAGAAAAGAAAAGCAGAUGGGAGAUUUUCUAGAGAGACCAAACUCGAGAAAAAGGAAGGAAAUGAGAUCUACUGGGCAGAGACAAAUAAGAAGGCAGAAACAAAGAAAAAGGAAGUCCCUUGAAAUCCCAUGGUCUCAAAACUCUCCACACCACUCUCCCUCUACCCCACACUCUGCACAUUACUCUCCCUCUUCCCCUCCUUCCCCAAACUCUCCACAUUACUCUCCCUCUUCCCCUACUUCUUCCCCCCAGUACUCUCUUUCUCCUAACUCUCCAGAAUACUCUCCCUCUUCCCCAUCUCUCCGGAAUACUUUCCCUCUUCUCCCCAAUACUUUCCCUCUUCUCCCCAAUACUCUCCCCCUUCCCCAAACUCGCCACACUACUCUCCCUCUUCCCCUCCUUCUCAUUGUCCCUCUUGCCCUCCUUCACCCCAGUACUCUCUUUCUCCUAACUCUCCAGAAUACUCUCCCUCUUCUCCCCAACACUCUACCUCUUCCCCCAACCUUUCAGAAUACUCUCCCUCUUCUCCCCAAUACUUUCCCUCUUCUCCCCAAUACUCUCCCUCUUCUCCCAACUCUUCGGAAUACUCUCCUUCUUCUCCCCAAUACUUUCCCUCUUCUUCCCAAUACUCUCCCUCUUCCCCCAACAUUCCAGAAUUCUCUCCCUCUUUUCCCCAAUACUCUCCCUCUUCCCCCAACUCUCCAGAAUACUCUCUCUCUUCUCCCGAAUACUUUCCCACUUCUCCCCAAUACUCUUCCUCUUCCCUCAUAUCUCUAGAAUACUCUCGCUCUUCUCCCAAUACUCUCCCUCUUCAC
Amborella trichopoda is the source of this 1097-nucleotide messenger RNA. The record is from RefSeq and is a predicted model, not a curated record. Lineage: Eukaryota; Viridiplantae; Streptophyta; Magnoliopsida; Amborellales; Amborellaceae.